AUUACAUUGUCAAUUCGGUGAACCACAGCAGGCACAGCCUCGCCUCGUAUCGGAUGCCGAUUAUUAUCGUCGUUUGCGCCAAAGUUUCUGCGUUAUUCAAGUGUGUAAAAUAGUCCCUUUCGCCAUGGCAACGAAGAACAUCUUUUCCAAGCAUCUGCCGAACGUGAAGCUGGCGACACGGUUCGAUGCGGACGGGAACGAAAUUCAGGUGGAAAGGCGGGAAGAUGAAGAGCAGAAGCGGAAGGAGCAGGAUAUUAUCGAUACGCUCGUCGGUGCUGGCUACUACCGGGCCCACAUACAGGGCCUGUCCUCCUUCGACAAGAUAGUGGGCGGCAUGACCUGGUGCAUCGAGGCCUGCGACUAUGACGUCAAUGUGGAUCUGCUGUUUCACGAGAAUCUUACCAUUGGUCAGAAGAUUGCCUUGACGGAGAAAAUUGUCGCCGUGCUGCCCCGCAUGAAGUGUCCGUUCCUGAUCGAGCCGCAUCAAAUACAGGGGCUGGAUUUUAUCAACAUUUUCCCGGUGGUUCAGUGGCUGGUGAAGCGUUCGGUGGAAAAUCGAAGCAAAAAGGCGGACACACUGCGGAAGCUCGCGGCAACCCAGUUCCAGAACCACGGCACCCUCGAAUCGGACCGGGAGCUGCAGCGGCUGCGCGCCAAGCAGCUGGCCAAUCUGCAGGCCAUCGAGUCGAAGUAUUUGCCGAAAAGAGGGUUUAAGCUGCGUAAAGCAGCCGGUGGCGGUUGGAUACCGGUGCGGCCGAAGGAUGUGGCGCACCAGGAGACGUCCGAUGGAGCGUUGGAAGACGUGCUGGAGGCAGACGUGGACGAGGAGGAAGGAGAGGAAGACGUAUCAGUGUCUACCGAACAGGAGCUUAAUUUUGAUGUUUUGUUUAAAAAUAUCGCAAAAGAGCACAACAUUUCUGUGGAUCUCACAGAAGCGGACCGUUCCACGUUGGCCAAAACAUACGACGACAUGAAGCAAACCCUUUCCGGCGAGGCUAUCGAGCAAGUAUCGGAACGAAAUCGCAUCAAAGCUCAGUUGGCGCUGAAGCUAGCGCUGGAGAAAAAGCUUGAACUCGCUUUAGCCGAGUGUGAGCAGCUAAAAACGACGGUACAGGAAGAGGAACAGCAGCUGAAGGAGGCCGGCAGUCAAAAGGAAGCCCUCGAGGAGGAAAUUAGAAAUCUCGACAAUCUGGAAAUUACGGAAGCUAAUCAAAAAAUUCUUGACCACGUCAAAGAGCUGGUGCUGAAGAAUGAACGCAUGAAGAAGCAGGAAACACAGUUUAAAGAAAAUUGCAAAAAAGAGUUGGCAGAGUUGCAGCAGAAAAUUGACAAAGCGGAAACAUCAACCCCGGAUGAGGAUAUGCUGGAGCUGCAGAGACAGCUCGAUAUGGAGCUGGAGCGCUUGAAGUCGCUUCGGCUGCAGCUUGCCAAAAAGAACCGUUCCUAUGUGGCUAUCAAGCGCCAGCUGGACACCGUACCGGAUCGUACCGAGUUGGCGCAAUAUCAGCGAAGAUUCCUUGAACUAUACAAUCAAGUCAGUGCAAAGCAUCGUGAAACGAAACAAUUCUACACACUGUACAACACGCUGGACGACACGAAGCUGUAUCUGGAGAAGGAACUGUCGCUGCUGAAUUCGAUCUACGAUAAUUACGCGAACGCUAUGCAGACGCCACACUCGCGCGAACAAUUCGUGCAGCAGUUUGAAACGAUCGUGGAAGGCAUUCGGGCGACGAAAGCGAAGCUGAAGAAAAAGUGUGACGACGAGAGAGCGAAACGGGACGGACUGAACGGUCAGCUGGUGUGUCUGAUGGAGCAGCAGCGCAAGUACGCAACCACGGUCAAGCAGCUCACGAUGGAAUGCCAACGAAACGAGGUACUUAUGCAGCACCUCAAAGCGCUGAAAGCAUCCACCCAGCAGCAGCAAUAGGGAUGGGGGAUUCCAACCAAACAAAAACCAUUUAUUGCAUUCCGCCGGUACGUAGUGCGCUUAGGAUGGGGAACUGAAUAUAUACUCAAUUACUACUUCACGAUUAACCGA
Molecule: messenger RNA, 2038 nt
Organism: Anopheles arabiensis
Lineage: Eukaryota; Metazoa; Arthropoda; Insecta; Diptera; Culicidae
Gene: fidipidine
Product: coiled-coil domain-containing protein 93
Exons: 8
Coding region: 125-1927 (600 amino acids)
Biological process (GO): Golgi to plasma membrane transport
Source: RefSeq, a predicted model, not a curated record